This is a messenger RNA of Sinocyclocheilus anshuiensis, 1668 nucleotides long. RefSeq names its product actin related protein 10 (gene actr10). Bases 149 to 1246 code for a protein of 365 amino acids. The record is from RefSeq and is a predicted model, not a curated record. NCBI's taxonomy places the organism in Eukaryota, Metazoa, Chordata, Actinopteri, Cypriniformes, Cyprinidae. The transcript is spliced from 12 exons.
GAUUGUCAGUCAGGCAGACGCGGGGCAGCCAUUGCGAAGGACCCCGCCCUUCCGUCUGAUGCUAUGAGUGUCUGCGCUGUGUUUACGCACUAAUAAUAAUAAUAAUAAUUCUGUUUUCUGAUACUUUUAUUCAUUUCUAUCGAUAAAAAUGCCCUUGUUUGAAGGCUUGGGCAGUGGAGGGGAGAAGACAGCCGUAGUCGUUGAUUUAGGAGCGGCCUACACAAAAUGUGGUUUUGCCGGCGAGACGGGGCCGAGAUUCAUCAUUCCCAGUGAAGUUAAACGCGCCGGAUCUCCGGAGGACGAUAUUUGUCUAGUCUUCUUUAAGCACUUUGAGGUCCCAUCGGUCCUGUUUGCUCCGAGUCAUCUGAUGUCUGUCAUGACUCUGGGCAUCCAGUCUGCUCUCGUCAUGGACUGUGGAUAUACAGAGACGCUGGUGCUACCAAUCUAUGAAGGCGUUCCGAUCCUGUCUGCAUGGGAAGCUCUGCCGAUGGGAGGAAAAGCCAUUCAUAGGGAGCUGCACAGUCUGCUGAGUGAGCAAUGCACGCUAGACACCGACUCUGGCACUGGCCUCAGUCUGCCCACCGUCAUCAGCUCUAUUCCAGAGGAUGUCGUGGAGGAUAUCAAAGUGCGAGUGUGUUUCGUUAGUGACCUGCAGAGGGGCAUGAAGAUCCAGGAGGCCAAAUUUAACAUGGACGGAUCUGCUGAGAGACCAGCUCCUCCCCCAGAUGUGGAAUAUCCGUUGGGUGGCCGGAAGAUUCUGCAUAUCAAGGGAUCCAUCAGAGACUCUGUGGCCGAGAUGUUGUUUGAGCAGGAUAACGAGGAGAAAUCCAUCGCCACGCUGCUGCUGGACACUUUGGUGAAGUGUCCCAUCGACACUCGCAAGGUUCUGUCGGAGAACGUGGUGAUAAUCGGCGGUACGGCCAUGCUUCCCGGGUUCCUGCACCGACUGCUGUCUGAGAUCCGCUCACUGGUGGAGAAACCCAAGUACUGCGAUGCUCUGGCUACCAAGAGCUUCCGAAUCCACAGCCCACCCGCCAAACCCAACUGCACCGCUUGGUUAGGAGGUGCUAUAUUUGGAGCAUUGCAGGACAUUUUAGGGAGUCGCUCGGUGUCCAGAGAUUACUACAACCAGAUGGGUCGCAUACCAGACUGGUGUUGUCUCAGCACCCCACUACCGGAUUCAGUCUACGAGGCGGGAAAGACGCCUCCGCCUCUCAUGAAGAGGGCCUUCUCCACCGAGAAAUGAACUGGACACUUCAAAUUUAACCUCCUAUAAUCGAUGGGUCCUCGCCUGUAAUAGCCUAAAGUCUGUCAAAAUUAGUCAGCUAUACCUAAUUUGAAUAGUAGGUGAAACCGAAACCACUAGGGGUCAGUCAUCAUUGGCUCAUCGUGAAAGAGAGGGGAAAAUCUUUUCAAAUGCACUAAAUGGUUUCCAACGCAUGACAUGUAUCCAGCCUAAACCAUGGCAGUACUUGUGUAGUUUAGAUCAACUGCUUACUUGUUAUUAUUAUUUAAAUGUAUGCUUGAUCUUGCACCAUCAAAGACAGAUCAUGGAAGGCAUCUUGACCAUAGUGCCAAGAAACUACAUAAUAAUUCAAUUCUAUUUAACAACAACAAGCUUGAAGCGCUGAAUAUGUUGAAAAGUUUUAUGUAUGUAUUAUGUUUGUG